AUGGCCUCCUUGGGCACGGACGAAGACGAAGAAGAAGAGGCUAUGCUGGUGUCGGGCUACGGCGCCGCAGCUUCUGGGGCACCCGUCUCCAUGGAGCAGGAGUUCGAGGCCUUGGACGCGGGCAAUGGAUGGCCCCAAGCCUACUUCAAGGUGGACGACCUGUGCCGCAACUACCCAUACCACGUGGCGCGGGCCUCGGAGAACAGGUCCCGCAACCGCUACAGGGACGUGAGCCCCUACGAUCACAGCCGGGUUUGCCUGAAGGCGGCGACCCCAAACGACUACAUCAACGCCAGUUUCGUGGUAGUGGAGGAGGCCCAUCGGAGCUAUAUCCUGACCCAGGGGCCCCUGCCCAAUACCUGUGGCCACUUCUGGCUUAUGGUGUGGCAGCAGGACAGCAAGGCCGUGAUUAUGCUCAACCAGUUGGUGGAGAAGGGCUCCAUCAAGUGCUCCCAGUACUGGCCCCCCUUCCAGGGCCAGACCCUCCUCUUCGAGGAGAUAGGCAUCAGGGUGCACAUGCUGGGGGAGGAGGGGAAGCCCUACCACACAGUCCACUACCUGAGGCUGGAGAACAUACUGACAGGGGAGAUGAGGCCCAUCUACCACUUCCACUAUACCAGCUGGCCCGACUUCGGGGUACCUGAAUCUCCUGCCUCCUUCCUUGCUUUCCUUUUCAUGGUUCGGGAGUCGGGCUCCCUCAACUAUGAGCAGGGCCCUGUGGUCAUCCACUGCAGCGCCGGCAUCGGGCGAUCAGGCACCUUUGCGCUGAUUGAUGCCUGCCUGGUCCUGAUGGAGAAGAAAGAUAACCCCUUUUCCCUUAACAUCAGACAAGUAUUGGUGGGCAUGAGAAAGUACCGGAUGGGACUUAUUCAGACCCCAGAACAGCUAAGAUUCUCAUACAUGGCUGUCAUUGAAGGGGCAAAAUUCCUCAUGGGAGAUGAAAACAUCAAGAAAAAGUGGGAACAACUUAGCAAGGAAGAUCAUGCUCGAAGCUACAGCUUUGACAGUUCUCCACCUCCAAGUGGAAUAGUAAAUAGAAGCUAUAAAGCUGUCAGGCUGUUUUUAAAGGAUGAUAAGGAUGAUGAUGAGUCAGAUUAUUCAGAUCUAGCCACUAGACUGCCGGAUUCUGAGGAAGAGAGCCCUGAAGGUGGUGCCCGUAAACCAAGUCGAGAGGAUUGUAAAGCUAGUACCAGUCGGGAUGGGAAUGAGGAGAGGGAGACACCAGCUAAGAUGCCCAAUGUCACUAGCUGUGCCUUGGGCAUUGCCAUUCAUCCGAUGACCUCAGAACGGCAAUUAGACUGCACUGACGUGCUGUUCACAGGAAAUAGCGGAAGGAACCGAGAAAUUGUCAGCUAUGUGGAAUCUACGUUUGAUGGGGGGUGA
Molecule: messenger RNA, 1383 nt
Organism: Vombatus ursinus (common wombat)
Lineage: Eukaryota; Metazoa; Chordata; Mammalia; Diprotodontia; Vombatidae
Product: tyrosine-protein phosphatase non-receptor type 2-like
Exons: 4
Coding region: 1-1383 (460 amino acids)
Biological process (GO): protein dephosphorylation
Molecular function (GO): protein tyrosine phosphatase activity
Source: RefSeq, a predicted model, not a curated record